Molecule: messenger RNA, 1138 nt
Organism: Sapajus apella (tufted capuchin)
Lineage: Eukaryota; Metazoa; Chordata; Mammalia; Primates; Cebidae
Gene: CALY
Product: calcyon neuron specific vesicular protein
Exons: 6
Coding region: 324-977 (217 amino acids)
Biological process (GO): clathrin coat assembly; G protein-coupled dopamine receptor signaling pathway; endosomal transport
Cellular component (GO): membrane; endosome
Molecular function (GO): clathrin light chain binding
Source: RefSeq, a predicted model, not a curated record
UAACAAUGGCUUACGGUUUAGCAAUGAAAACGCAUGCUCCCGUCGCUGCUGACCACCCACAGCUGGGAGCCGCACUCGGCCAAACACCUGUGGGCACCUGCUGCGUGUUGAGCACCGUGCAGACUCCACAGGGAAUCCUUGGGGCUCGUGGGAGCCAAACCCAGCUGGGCCUGAACCAGCACAGAGGCGGAGGGGACGGGGGAGUCUGACCAUCCAGCCAAGGUCCAUCUGGAGACCCCUGGGGGGCCCAGACCAAGGGGCAGCCAGGGCUGAGCUGGCCAGGGUACCCGCCCCUGCAGAGAGGAUAAGGACCACUGUCCACCAUGGUGAAGCUGGGCUGCAGCUUCUCUGGGAAGCCAGGUAAAGACCCUGGGGACCAGGAUGCGGCCGCCAUGGACAGUGUGCCUCUGAUCAGCCCCUUGGACGUCAGCCAGCUCCAGCCGCCGCUUCCUGAGCAGGUGGUCAUCAAGACGCAGACAGAAUACCAGCUGUCCUCCUCGGACCAGCCGAAGAAGUUCCCUGACCUGGAGGGCCAGAAGCCAAACUGCAGCCACGUAGAGGAAGGGCGCAGGCUGCCCACAGGGCGGAUGAUUGCCUUCACCAUGGCGCUGAUGGGCUGCGUGCUGAUCCUGUACAAGGCCAUCUGGUACGACCAGUUCAGCUGCCCCAACGGCUUCCUGACUCGGCACAAGCUGUGCGCGCCGCUGACCCUGGAGAUGUACUACGCCGAGAUGGACCCGGAGCGCCACCGCAGCGUCCUGGCGGCCAUCGGGGCCUACCCGCUCAGCCGCAAGCACGGCACCGAGCCGCCGGCGCCCUGGGGGGACGGCCGCCGCGCCAACAGGGAGGAGCGCAAGGGGCCCACCCAAGCUGGGGCGGCGGCGGCCACCGAAACCCCCGGGAAGCCGUCGGCGGAGGCGGAGAAGGAGGCGGCGCAGAAGGCGGCGGGGAGCGCGGCGCCUCCGCCCGCGCAGUGAGGGUCCCCUGCCCGCAGCCCAGCCCGGGCGCCCCCCGGCAGCUCCCGUGACCAGCGCGCCGCCCCCGCUCUCCGCGUGUUCGUGUCUCGCCCCAGGCGCCCUCGCUGCAGCCCCGCCCCCUUGGGUCUCUGUCGCUUUUCUCUAAGUAAAGAUUUCGCGUC